Messenger RNA from Colletotrichum spaethianum, 6654 nucleotides. RefSeq names its product nonribosomal peptide synthetase dtxS1. The coding region runs from base 1 to 6654 and encodes 2217 amino acids. Gene Ontology annotation, cellular component: cytoplasm. NCBI's taxonomy places the organism in Eukaryota, Fungi, Ascomycota, Sordariomycetes, Glomerellales, Glomerellaceae. Gene Ontology annotation, molecular function: catalytic activity; phosphopantetheine binding. The transcript is spliced from 2 exons. The record is from RefSeq and is a predicted model, not a curated record. Gene Ontology annotation, biological process: secondary metabolite biosynthetic process; amino acid activation for nonribosomal peptide biosynthetic process.
AUGGGCGUAGAAUCGGAACCUGUCUUGACACGCCCUUGGGCGUUACCAGAUGACCAAGAUCUUCAGAACACGCCAACCUUAUCCACAAAACCCAUCGAGACGACAGCGAAGGCGGCAUGUAGCGCUGAGGAUUUUGACACAAUUCUGUCAUGGAAUGACACAGAGCACUCUUUCUAUGAUGAGUGCCUCCAUUGGCAUUUCGAGAAGCAAGCUACCUCGCAACCCGACUCCCCAGCCAUCCUAUCUUCUCAUCAGACUUACACCUAUGGGGAGUUGGAAGCCACGACUGCGCGCCUCGCCAAAUACCUCUCUCAAGAGUGUGGUGUAGGGCCGGAAGUCAUUGUGCCGGUUUGCUUUCCUAAGUCGGCCCUGGCCAUUGUUGCCAUGCUCUCAAUUCUCCGAGCUGGGGGUGCUUAUACUGCACUCGACCCGAAGUAUCCCGAUGCACGAAUCCAGCAGAUUCUGCAACAGACCCAAGCAACGACGGUUUUGGCAUCUCCUGAUUCCGUUAACCGUUUCGAGGGACUGGUGCAGAAUCUGGUGCCCAUCUCGGAGGAGCACCUCCUCACAUUACCCAAAGACACAGAUGACCAACCGCUUCCUUCUCCCGAUAGCAAGAAAGCCAGCCCAAAAAAUGCUUGCAUCGUCGUCUUUACCUCGGGUAGCACGGGUACCCCCAAAGGCAUCGUCCUAGAGCAUAGGCACAUGUGUGCCACCGCCCAUGAGCACGGCCGGGCCUUUGGGAUUCGCAAGGGGCUUCGUGUGCUGCAGUUCGCUGCCUACACAUUUGACAUGGCCAACUCGGACAUCUUCUGCACCCUAUUCCACGGAGGCACCAUCUGCGUCCCGUCAGAGAAUGAGCGCAUGGACGACCUUGCCGGCUUCGUGGCGCGGUUCCAGGUCGAGUCAGCCAAGAUCACCCCGUCCCUAGCCGGUCUGCUCACCCCAGCCGACAUGCCAAGCCUCAAGACCAUCAUUCUGGGAGGUGAGGUUGCCUCCAAGGACCUACUGGCCCGCUGGGCGGACUAUGCCCAGACGAUCAUCAGCUAUGGUCCUGCGGAGUGCGCCGUGACCUCGGCAAGUCAUGUUUACGUGAAGGGGGCCGAUGCCGGUGUCAUCGGCAGAGGUUUCGGUACACGACUAUGGAUUGUAGACCCCCAUAGCUGCCACGUCAUUUUGCCUAUCGGCUCCGUGGGUGAACUCCUGGUCGAAGGACCCAACGUCGGCCGAGGAUACCUGGCCAACCCUGAGCUGACGGAGCAGUUCUUUGUCGGUGCCCCUGACUGGUGCAGCAACAAAACCAACAGCCAGGGCGAGCCGCGGCGAUUCUACAAGACGGGUGAUCUGGUCCAGUAUGAUUCCGACGGCGCGGUGCGCUUCGUCGGCCGCAAGGACUCGCAGAUCAAGUUGCGCGGCCAGCGUCUCGAACUCGGCGAGGUGCAGCACCAUCUCAAGGAGGCUUUUCCCAAGGCCGUGGCAGUCCUCCCGGCUAUGAUUGCACCCCAUGCUCUUGGCGCUGCCAAGAGUCUCGCAGCUUUUGUCCAAUUAAGAGACGGUGCCGGCAUCAUUCAAACCAAAGAAGACAACAUUGUCGCAUCUCACCUUUUGGGGACGGAUGAAUGGCAAGCCAGCGUCAAGGCUGCGCAUGAACUACUGUCGGAGGCUCUGCCCUCUUACAUGGUCCCGGCGCAGUUCAUCCCGGUGUCCCAAAUGCCAACAAACGCAUCUUGGAAGACCGACGUGCGGCGCCUGCAAGAGUUGGCUGCUGACCUCCCCCUGGACGUGUUGACUCUUCUGGGUUCUUCCCUUUCACUUCCGUCCACCAGCCAAGAGUCCCUGACGGAAACGGAACUCAAACUACAAGAGCUUUGGGCCACCGUCCUUGGCCGUGAGUCUGGCCAGCUAGGUCUUGAUGACAGCUUCUUCCACAUUGGCGGCAAUUCUCUCGAGGCUAUUCGCCUCGUCGGCCUCGCCCGCGCCCAAGGUCUGGACUUGACGGUCCAGCAGAUUUUCCAAAGUCCCAAGUUGAGAGACCAAGCCGGCUUGCUCAAGCCUCGUGCCGAGAUUGCGUCAGAAGGGGAACCCAUCCCUCCACUGUCGCUGCUCAACCCAGAGACGGAUCGCGAUACGGCGCUUCAGUAUGCUGCCAAGCUUGCCGAUGUCGAGCCGAGCCAGAUCGAAGACAUCUUUCCGUGCACACCUCUGCAAGAGGGCCUGCUGGCCAUGACUGCUCAGCGUGAGGGAGAUUACGUUGCGCGCAGCGUGUACCGUCUUCCCGCCUCGACUGAUCUAGAUCGCUUCAAGAGAGCGUGCGAGGAGGUAGUAGCCAAGGCACCAACCCUGCGCACGCGAGUGGUGAGUCUCCCCGAUGAUGGGCUGGUCCAGGUCGUUGUCAACGAAUCUUUCCAAUGGGGUCCCGUCCUGGACAUGGACUCUGCCUCUUCUCUCGAGUGCCAGAAACCAGGCCAGGUUCUCGGAUCAGCAUUGUCCUUCUUUGCUCUGGCCGAAAGCGCCCGGGAGGCGGCGACGUACUUCGUGUGGACAAUCCAUCACGCGCUCUAUGACGGUUGGUCGGCGCCCCUCAUCUUAGACGCGAUCGAGCAGGUGUACAGCGACGGCCAGUCACCAGUCUUUGCCCCCUUCCAAGGCUUCGUCAAGCACGUUCUCCGGCAGGACAAGACAGCUGCCGAGGACUUUUGGCGAGUCCAGUUCGACGGCGGCGACGGCGCCGUUUCCUUCCCCGCUCUCCCCGACCCCUCAAAGGUGCCCCUUGCCGACACCGUCAUGGACCGUCUCGUGAGCCUCACCUGGAUCCGCAGCAACACCACACCCGCCACGGCUGUCCGCACGGCCUGGGCUAUCCUGCAAUCCCAGAUCUCCGGAUCCAAGGAUAUCGUCUUUGGCGCAACCUUGACGGGCCGGCAGGCCGAUGUCGCUGGCGUGGAGCGCAUGACGGCGCCAACCAUCGCCCCGCUUCCCGUACGAGUGACGCUACAAAAUGAUCAGAAUGUGCAGGAUAUGCUGCAAUCGAUCCAGCAGCAGAUGGUAAACAUGCUUCCCUUUGAGCAGUUUGGCGUUCAGAACAUCAAGCGCGUGUCCGGCGCUGCUCGCGAUGCUUGCCAGGCGCAGACGCUCCUCCUGAUCCAGCCCGCCGGUCAAAACCUGUCGCUGAGGCAGAACGGCCUCAUGUCUCACGUCUCUGGCUUCGUCCACGAGACCAAGUCCUAUGCUCUCACGCUCUACUGCUACCUUGAGGCCGAUGGCGUGCACAUCUAUGCCGUAUUUGACUCGUCGGUGAUCAAGGAGGAGCGGGUCUCCAGGAUUCUGGGACAGUUUGAGCACAUCUUGAAGCAGUUGAGCGACGCAGAGAAGCUUGCCUUGAAAGUCUCUGAUCUUGAGGUAGCUUCCCCUCAAGAUAUGAGAGACAUCUGGCGCUGGAACGCCCAAGUCCCCCCGACAAUGGACCGCUGUGUGCACGACAUGAUAAUCAACCGCGCCCAUCAACAGCCCGAGGCAGACGCCAUCCAUGCAUGGGACGGCGACCUGACAUACGAACAGCUGGAUACCCUGUCAUCGACGCUGGCUCGCCGUCUUAUCCAGCUCGGGGUCGGUCCAAACAUGAUUGUGCCCCUCUGCUUCGAGAAGUCCAUGUGGACUCCCGUGGCUGUGAUGGGCGUCAUGAAGGCUGGAGGAUGCUCUGUCCUGCUGGACGGCGGACAGCCAGAGCAGCGCUUGCAGACAAUCGUGCAGCAGGUCGCACCUAGCGUCAUGAUUGCCUCGGCCCUGCGCAGGGAUGAGCCAUCUAGACUCUGCGCGUCCGAGGAACUGAAGGUGGUGGUCUUGGACCGGCAGGCUCUCGACGAGCUUGAGGCUACUGACGUCCCAGCGCCUCUUCCCGCAGUGCCGACGUCUAGCUUGCUGUACCUCGUCUUUACUUCCGGCAGCACCGGCCUGCCCAAGGGAGCCCAAGUCACUCACUCUAACUACGCGAGUGCUCUGCACUACCAGGGCGACUUCUUCGGCUACCAGACCACAUCUCGCGUGUACGACUUUGCGUCCUACUCCUUCGACGGCGCUUGGUUCAACAUGCUGCAUACUCUCGAGGCCGGUGGGUGCGUCUGCAUUCCUCUGGACGAGGACCGCAGAAAUGACCUGGCCGCCUCGAUCAACCACAUGGGGGCCAACAUGCUCAACCUCAAUGCCACGACCCACCGUCUCCUAAACCCGGCGACACUCCCGGCCGUAAACAACCUCAUUUCUUUGGGCGAGCCGAUCCGCAAGGAAGAUGUCGAGAUCUGGACACCGGGAGUCAUCAAGCAGGCCUACGGCCCCGCUGAGUGCACCCCCAUCUCGACCGCCCUGCGCGGGAAGGCCGACGACCAGCCAAACGUCGGCAUCGGCAGCGGUCUGGGCUCCCUCACCUGGGUUGUGGACUCGGAGACCGGCCGACUGAUGCCGCCAGGAAUCACGGGAGAGCUCUGGCUUGAGGGCCCCAUCGUCGGCGCCGGGUACCUGAACGAAAAGGAGAAGACGGCGGCCGCUUUCGUCCAUGACCCGGCGUGGCUGCUUAGGGGAGGAGGCGGCGUUCCAGGCCGCCAGGGCCGUCUCUACAGAACUGGCGACCUCGUGCGACAGCUCGACGACGGACCUCUGGUGUUUGUCGGACGCAAAGAUACCCAGGUCAAGAUCCGCGGCCAGAGAGUCGAGCUGGAAGACAUUGAACACCACCUCCACCGCGUCAUGGUCUCUCGGCACGAGAACGUCACCCUGGUUGCCGAGGUCAUCAAGCCGGAGGGCCAGCAGCCCAUCCUCGUGGCCUACGUCGCUCUCUCUUCCCCGGGCCAGGUGUCCCUGGAUCAUAUCCUCGCCUCCCUGGUGGUCGGGGAGCCCGGCAAGGAGUUGGCCACCGCGCUUCCCGCGCAUCUCGUGCCCACGGCUUACAUCCCGCUCGAGCAAAUUCCGCUCACGAUGACGGGCAAGACGGACCGCAAGCGCCUGCGCGAGAUGGGAGCCGCGAUGACGCGGGACCAGCUGGUCGCCCUGCACGAGGCGCAUUCGGGUAUCGCCUCGAGGGAGCCGUCCACCCCGGAGGAGCUGCAGCUCAGGGAACUCUGGGCGCGGGUGCUCAACCAAACAGAGAUCUCAAAGAUCAGCGCGGAGAGCAACUUCUUCGUCAUCGGCGGCGACUCCAUCCAGGCCAUGCGCAUGGUGGCCCUGGCCCACGAACACGACAUGCGCCUGACCGUGGCCGACAUCUUCCAGAGUCCGCGCCUGAGCGACAUGGCGAAGCGGGUCAAGACGGUGCAGAAGAAGGAGUCGGCGUACUCGGAGCCGCAGCCGUUCACCCUGCUCUCCGAGGAUGACCUGGCAGGGCAAGAGCUCGGCGUCUUCAUCAGAGAGACGAUUGCCCCGGCCGUCGAAUUCCACCUCGAGGACAUCCAGGACGUCAUGCCGACGACGGCCACCCAGGCGAUGUGCGCCGACGCGGCCAUGCACGACCCGGCACAGGGGUGCUUCAUGGUCCACGUGGACGUCCCCGAGCGCGUCUCCCUCGACACGAUAGAGGAGUGUUGUCAAAAGGUCUGGAACCACCUCAGCAUCCUGGCCGCCGUGUUUGUGACGCCCGGCGAGAGGAUGUUGCAGGUGAUCCCGCGGAACUCGGCGGCGCCGGUCGAACGGCACCAGAUCGGCGACGCACAAGACAUGGAAGGCUUCGCCGCGGACGUCUUCCACGCCGCGCUCCAGCCCGCCAUGGUCCCGGGGUCCCUCUACACGCGGUUCUACGUGCUGCACGGCGCGGGCCAUUCCACGCGCUGGGGCCUCCGGCUGUCCCACGCCCACUUCGACCGCACCAGCCUGACGCCCAUCCUCGACUGCUUCGCCGCCAGCCUGCAGGGCAAGGUGCUGGCGCCCAUGGCGCGCUUCUCGGGCUUCGUGGGCUGCGAUGCUGGCGCACUGGCGCGAGGUGCUCCGGGGCUCGAAGCCCCUCGCGCUGCCCCUACGGGGCAGCCCGCCGAGAUCGUGUCCAUCAAGCGCGCCAUCCGGGCCCCGCCCGCGGUCGAGGGCUUCACGGCGGCGAACCUGUACGUCGCGGCCUGCGUGCAGGCGCUCGCGCAGCUGCGCGAUACGGACGACGUGGUGACGACGAUGACGGUGUCGGGCCGCUCCACGCUCCCGCCCGCGCUGGCCAACGUUGUUGGCCCGACCGUCAACAUGGUGCCCCUGCGCGUGCGGCUCGACGCCGGCAGGACAUUCAGGGGCACGCUCGAGGCAACGCGGCGCGCGCAGCUCGACGUGCUCGGCUUCGAGACGAGCACGGCGGCGCCGCUGUUCGAGGCCUGCACGCCCGAGGCGACGUGGCGGCCCGAGGAGCGCCGGUCGACGUACAUCGUGCAGUUUCAGAACCCGGAGCCGUUCACGGUGGACCUGAUGGGCGACGGUGAGUGCUGCCAGGAGCUCGGCUGGUUCGGGCCGGACAAGGUGUGGGAGCACUCGGAGGAGGUGUGGCUCAUCGCGCGGCCGGACCCGGAGACUGAGACGUGGAACCUGUGGUACAGCGCCAACACGGUCAACUUUAGCCUGGAGAGGUUAGAGGAGCUUAUCCAGGAGCUGGAGGCGGUCGUCGAAAAGACUAUGAAAGGCGCGGCGAAAUGA